UGGGGUCAAGGAUGUCCUGUUGACUUGGUUACGUCCUAUCAAGGCCCGCAUGAAUCAAUACUUUAUAUCCUCUGACCCUUAGCCUAAAGAGGUAGAAAACAGACCAAAACCAACACCGUUACCCCAGUCUAACUCAGCUCAACAGUCAGCAAAGAUGUGGAAGUUUCUGUUGCUCAUCGUGACGGUGAUCGUCUGGCCGGGAUCGGCACAAGGCCAUAACGUCGCCCAGGACAAGCCUGCGUUCCAGACCAGCACCAACCCGACCCUCGGGGCUGCCGGCAAUGCCGUAGAUGGGAACACCAAUACCGACUACUUCGCUGGUUCCUGCGCGUCUACUUUAGAAGACAGUUACCCAGCCUGGUGGGUGGAUCUUGGUGAAACGCAUUUUAUUGACAGAGUGAACAUCUUCUACCGUCAGGACUGUUGUGGGGGGCAACUAGAUCCAUUCGAAAUCCACAUCGGGGAUUCUCCAAGGGUCACCGAGAACUUCAAGUGUAGAGGGCCCCAUCACAUCGACCCGCACCAGCCUUCCACUACCGUCAUGUGUUACGGCAUGAAGGGACGGUACGUGGGCAUCCGUCUUCCCGGACCCUUCCGAACACUGACCCUGUGUGAAGUCCAAGUAGAGGGGGAAAUUGAUGACUGCGUAUCCUCCCCAUGUGUCCAUGGAACCUGUUACGAUGCUAUCGGAACCUACACCUGUUUUUGUGAAAGCGGCUGGGGAGGAACCAACUGUGAUACCAACAUCGAUGACUGCGCGUCCUCUCCUUGUGUACACGGAAUUUGUACGGACGGAGUUGGGAGCUACACCUGUAGCUGUGAGACCGGCUGGACAGGACAGGACUGUGAUCAAGAGAUCCAAAAUGGCGGCACCGUUUACGUCACAGCGGGUUCUAACGCCGAGCUGCAGUGGACCUACGCACUGCCAGCUGGUAUCACACCGCUGUUCCAAACAUGGAAGAAGCUACCAGACACGGGCAUCGCCAGCAGGACCAACAUUGUGUAUAUUUCCCAGGCUUAUCAGGGCCGGGUAGAGUUGUUUGGAGACUCGGGCUUGCGGCUCAUGAACGUCACUACAGCUGAUUCCGGAACCUACCAGCUCUACAUGGUGUCGUCUGACGGGGCGUCACUGACCUUGCAGCUGACCCUUCAAGUCGUAGCUGUACCGGAUACGACUCCAGGAUUGACGCUGGAUUCAACAACAGCGUCAACAACACCGGGCGCAUCUAACCAGCCCUCUACUCAAGUUCAAACUCAGACGGCUUCAACAAUAACACAGACACAAGCACUUCAGACUCAGGCGCCUUCCACAACAACAGCGCAAGCACUGAUUACCACACACGUUACAACCACAACCCCAACAACUACACCGACAACUACACCGACAACAACAACAAUGACAACAACUACACCGACAACAACACCGACAAGGCCAUCCCUCGCCUCAACGGCAAGCCAAACACCUACAGCGACUCAGACUUCCACACUGGGCACAACUACGCCGGUAACAACCACCCAAGCGACAACGACUAAGCCAACAACAAUGGCAACGCAUCCUUCGUAUGCUUCAACGGAAACCCAAACUCAGGCAUCAACACACGGGACCACACUGGGCACAACUACGCCGAUGACAACAACCCGAACAACAACGACAAAGCCAACAACAAUGGCAACGCAUCCUUCGUAUGCUUCAACGGAAACCCAAACUCAGGCAUCAACACAUGGGAUCACACUGGGCACAACUACGCCGAUGACAACCACUCGAGCAACAACUACUCAGCCAACAACCAUGGCAACGCAUCCUUCGUAUGCUUCAAUGGCAACCCAAACUCAGGCAUCAACACAUGGGACCACACUGGGCACAACUACGCCGAUGACAACCACCCGAGCAACAACUACUCAGCCAACAACAAUGGCAACGCAUCCUUCGUAUGCUUCAACGGAAGCCCAAACUCAGGCAUCAACACAUGGGACCACACUGGGCACAACUACGCCGAUGACAACAACCCAAGCAACAACGACUCAGUCAACAACCACGGCAACGCAUGCGUCUCAUGCUUCAACGGCAACCCCGACAACCCAAACAACUACAACCCAAACAGCUACACCAACCCAAACAACUACAUCGUUUGUAACAACAACCAGGCCAACUCAAGGUAGUACUUUCCCCUCACAACACCCGACAACAGUAACAUACGCAUCUACACAGACACUAACUCAGGCUACCACACUUGGAACAACGACAAUCCAAGCAACAUCACCGACAACUGUAAUUACAACCCGACCCAGCACGACAGCCACACCUGCAAAUACAACGUCUGUUGCAACGCCCCUUGCAUAUACAACGACUCCGGUUGCAACCACGGCACCAACAACUGCACUGUCAGUAGAAAACGAUGUUUACCUUCUCGACGACGGCAUUACCGAGGUUAUGGCCGGCGGGCCUGCACAGCUGAACUGGACCUACAGUCUCCGUCCUGACAGCAUCAUCAUCCACCGGGUCUGGAGGGACCAUGACGGAAACUACAUCAUGCGCCGGAUUGGGAACGUAGUUAUCCGUUACGACGAAUACAAGGGCCGAGUGAGUCUUAUAGGUGACUCCAGUCUGCUGUUGAACGGGACCGGCCCAGCAGACGCGGGAAACUUCACCUUCACGGCUUCCUUCUCUGACGUCACUGAAGAUGAAGAGGAGAGACAACUCAUCGUGCACUACGCUCCCAAAGUACCACAAGUAGAGAUGACGCCGGGUCCCAUUGUAACGGAAGGCGACACCGUGGUGCUGCAAGCCACAUCCGACAGUUUCCCGCCUGCCAAAUACACAUGGAGAAGGUUGGACGGCAUUCUUCCAAGCACUGCUGUGGUAAACGCCACUCUCGGAACCUUGACCAUCACAGGAGUCACACUGGAAGACUCCGGCACAUAUACGGUAGUUGCCGAGAACUACUUGGGCAACUCGUCGGUCAGCAAUGUCACAUUUGAAGUCUGGCUGCAACCAAACCUUGUAGCUGCGCAUGCGAUUCCACCUCUUUGGGAAAAUAUAGCAGUUCCAACAGAAGUCCCGCAUGUUACUCGGUCUCCGGUAAACCCAGCUAGUCAGCUGACCACCCUUGAGAUCGUACUCAUCGCCCUGGGGUCAACCCUGGUCGUGACAAUCCUGCUGUUGGGAGGGCUGAGGUACUGGUGGGUGAAGAACAGGCGAGGGCGCGAGGGAAAACAGAAGGGACGGUGGUACUUCCAUCCGUUCAUACUAGACCGGGUCUACCCGUUAGAACAGCCGCCCCCGCCGGUCCCCGCCCGGCCACAGUUCCUGAAGUCCAUCGCGCAUACACCGAGUCUACCCGUUAGAACAGCCGCCCCCGCCGGUCCCCGCCCGGCCACAGUUCCUGACGUCCAUCGCGCAUACGCAGCUUUAACUGUGAAAUGUCUAACUGAACACACCUUAUUACCAUCCCUCCCACAGACCGGGUCUACCCACCGGGUCUACCCGUUAGAGACGCCGCCCCCGCCGGUCCCCGCCCGGCCACAGUUCCUGAAGUACGAAGUGGACCGGAAGGACCUGGAGCUGAGGGAGCAGAUCGGCAGGGGCGCCUUUGGGGUCGUCCACCUGGCGACUCUCAGGAGAACUCCAGAUGGCCUGGUGACGGACAGGACAGUAGUGGUCAAGACUGUUCACGAUGGUGCCAGUGUAGAGGAAAAGGCGACGUUUGUGCGUGAGAUCGAGACGACCAUCAACCUGGGGGAGCACAAGAACCUGCUGGGGCUGGUCGGCUGCUGCACGCUGGCGAACCCGCCCUACCUGGUCACGGAGUACCUGCCGUACGGAGACCUCAAGAACUUCCUGCUCAAGUGUCGGCAGCCGCUGGCGAACGUGCUGAACAGCGUGUAUGACAUGACUGAGCUGAAGAUGUACCAGUUCGGACGGCAGAUAGCAAACGGCAUGGUUUUUAUAUCCGAGGCCGGGUACGUGCACGGUGACCUGGCGGCCCGGAACGUGCUGGUGGGACAGAACCUGGUGGUGAAGAUCGCAGACUUCGGGCUGGCCACAGACGUCUACGAGCGAGGCUACCAGCGGCAGGACGCGGAGCAGAAGAUCCCCGUGAGGUGGAUGGCGCCGGAAAGGCUGCUGAGGGAGGGCAGGUACACCAGCAAGAGUGACGUCUGGUCGUUCGGGGUGGUGCUGUACGAGAUCGUGACGCUAGGGGACGUUCCUUACCCGAGUCUGGGCAGCACUCUGCUGGAGAAACUCCGCAAGGGACGACGGGAACGGCGUCCACAGGGAUGUCCCUGGGAAAUGUACAACAUGAUGCUGAGCUGCUGGCAGUGGGACGAGUUCAGCCGGCCGGGGUUCCCACAGCUCUACCUGGAGCUGGACCGGCUGGUGGAGACACACGCUGACGUCAGCUACCUCAAGCUCUCCUCGGCUUCUUCAGACGACGGGAAGAGUUCGGGAAUCUUCACCGACAGCCAGUCGUCUUCCAAACAGAGCCUGGACGCGCCCAGCACAUCGGGAACGUCUCAGACAUCGGAGGAUCUACAAGAAGAUAAAGACGUCUCAGUUGAAGAUGUCAGGAGAUCCAAAGAAGAGGAGGAUGUCCCAGAUGUUCGGGCAGAACAUUCUGAAACGGAUGUUGACCAGAUUCAAACAAAUAAAAGCAUUUGUUGCAAGUUUCCACGCAAAAACAAAGACCUGAAGGGAGGCAGGGACUCAUCGUCUCCUGAGGUCCAGUGUGUUGACCCUCGUCGGUUGGGGACAUCGUCGAAAGAUCGUGCAAAGAUCGGGACGGAUUCGUACGUCUACUACAAAGUUCCGCCCAAGAACAACCAGAGGAAACAGCGGCAGGGUAGCAGUAGAGUCAUCGGAGAGGAGCAGAUAGAAGUGCUAGACUUAGACUCUGAUUUCAUUGAGCCAGAGGCACUGUACUUCUAG
Messenger RNA from Branchiostoma floridae (Florida lancelet), 4927 nucleotides. RefSeq lists its product as uncharacterized. Gene Ontology annotation, biological process: protein phosphorylation; positive regulation of kinase activity; cell surface receptor protein tyrosine kinase signaling pathway. Bases 155 to 4927 code for a protein of 1590 amino acids. The record is from RefSeq and is a predicted model, not a curated record. Gene Ontology annotation, cellular component: signaling receptor complex. Gene Ontology annotation, molecular function: transmembrane receptor protein tyrosine kinase activity; ATP binding; calcium ion binding. The transcript is spliced from 22 exons. Lineage: Eukaryota; Metazoa; Chordata; Leptocardii; Amphioxiformes; Branchiostomatidae.